UUUGCAUCCAUCCUUAUACUAAAACUUCAACUUAAAGAAAGUCGUGUGCUUUUUUCAAAUAAGUUUUUUUCACCAACUGUAAUUUUUGUAAACAACUUUUAAAUUUACAGCCAACAGUGAUUUAGACAGUUCAAUUCAAAUCGAUUAGUUUGAUUGACUUGUGAUUCAUUCUAGCAUAGCCAGAUACUUCAAUGUCAUUCAAUACUGGAUCUGGAUCGAUCUUCAAGGCGAGAAAACGUCCUCAAUCCAACGCGAAUUCAACGCUGAUUACUGGCAUCAACGAUACCCAUGAUUAUGAUGAUACUCAUAUAAGUAAGAAAAGUAAUAGUACAGUGGUUAGUAAAAGUCAAACCUUAUUCGAAUUGACUAAGAAUGAACAAUACUGUGUUUCACGAUUACCUGCAUUGCCUGGUAUAUUUGAAAAUGAUACCUUUCAAUCUAGUAUAUUAAAUGGAUAUUCAGAUUCAGAAUCAAAUUAUUCCUUAGUUAUAACGGAAAAUUCAUUACAUGUUUGGAACUAUAAAUCUACUGAUUCAUCUCCAUUAUCAUUUCAAUUUCCAAUCAAUGACACAAAUUCAAAUCAAGAACCAAUUUUCCCCUUAGCAAUCUUAACCAGACCUUCAAAUGGAAUAAGUGGUCAAGAUCCAGGAUUGGUUAUAAUAAACUCAACCACUGGGUUAAUCAAGUUUUAUGAAAGUGUUCAACAUGCUCCUGCAUUAGGUUUAAUUAACGAUAAGUCCUUAGAAUUAACAAUCCCAAUUAAUUCUAAGAGAGGAGAAUUUAUAACAUUAGCUGAAAAUAUUGAACCAGCUGGAAUUGCUAUUGCUACAUCUUGGAAACGUUCAAUUCUUAUUUCAUUACGUGAUUUCAAAGGAAAGCCAAAGUUAUCCAUUCUCGAAUUAAUAUCACCAACUACAUCCAACUCAAUUAUAUCUAACUUGUUCUUUGGUAAUAAGUCAUCAGAUAAUAACUUAGAAAUUAAUAAUGAAAUUAUAAGUAUUAAAUCUGGAAAAAUAACAAAUCAUGGUAUGACUCAAGAAAUAAUCAUUCAAGAUUCAAAUGGAGGUUUCUACUUCUUUAUUUAUAACUUAUCAUCUGCAAAUGGUAUACCAUACAUUGAUAAAAAGUAUUCAUAUAAACAUAAUCUUACCCCUUAUGUUGAAAAUAGUAUUGAUGGCUUUAUUCCUGGUUCUUCAUUAACUAUAAAUUUCUUAGAUUUAUGGCCUCUCUUACAAUAUGAAAAAACUUAUCUUGGUUUAUGUCAUAUCAUUGAUAAUAAUGAUCCUAAUGGAGAUAGUAAGAAUUUAUUGUUGAUCACUAUCAAGAUUGACUCCACUGGGGGAUUACUUUAUGGUUCUCAUAAGUUAAUAAGAUAUAAUCCUAGUGAUUCUACUAAUCCAUUAAUCACUAAACCUAAAUUAUUUUUACCAAAACCUGGACAUACUGCAUUUGUAACUAUUGAUAAUUCUGUAAUUAUAACUGAUAUUAACACAUCUUAUAUUAAUGAUUCUACUUCGGGUACCGUUUCUUAUUAUAAACCAAGAUGGGAAGAUAUAAUUCAAUUAAAAUCAGAUGUUCAAAUUAUCGGAUAUGGAUUUGAAAACAAAUCACCUUCUGCAAAUCCUUCAAUUGUUAUAAUUACUAAGAAUUUUGGAGUCUUAAGACUUGAAAGAUUUCCAGAAGCUAUCAACGAUGAUGAAUUACAAGCCAUUACUGAUCCAAUAUUCAUAAUCAAAUCUCAUAUUGAACAAGGUAUAUUCUUUGCUGGUUCUUCUCAAAUUGAGUUCGAUAUAAAUUCAUCAUCAAUUAACAUUUCAGAUGAUUUAAUCUUAAAGGCAGUGGAUUCAAUAAUCUCAGAAAUCAUUAAUUCAACUUCUCCUUAUUUACCCGAAUUUCUACCAUCAAUAAUCGAAUCAUUAAAUCAAAAAUCAAGUUUAUACAAAGAAUUAAUUAACUAUUCUAAGAGAAACUUCUCAACUUUGAAUUCUGUUUUAAUUCCAAAGAUCGUUGAGUAUUUAGAGAAGGUUGAAGUUGCAUUAAACUUAUGGAUAUUCAUUAACGAUUUAGAUAACGAACAACAACAACAACCACAAUCACAAAAACAACUGGUAUAUUUAAAAGAGAUACUUGAAUCAAUUGUGCUUGAAUUAAACAAACCAGAGUUACAAUCAGGUAGUGAUGUUAUAAGGAAAGUAUGCAGCCAAGGUAUUGAAUACAUAAAUGUAAUCCUUACUAGAUUCAUUGAUAAAUUAAUCCAAGAUAGUUUUUCCUUAACUAAUCUAGUUGAAUUAUUAAUCAAGACACAAUAUAAUGGAAUUUUCUUAAUUGAAUCCAACUAUAUUGUCAAUACUGGAUCCAAGGGUACUCAUAAAUUGUGGAUCUUUGAUACUAAAUUAUUAUUUACCAUUGGGGAUAUUUAUGAAAAAGAAUAUAAUGAUACAAAGAGCAAUGGCAUUAUUAUAACUGAAAAGAGACAAUCCAAUUUAAUUAAAUUAUGUGAGGUGUUAUAUUAUUUUGUUAUAAAUGCUAUAAAUUAUUUCGAACAAAAUGAUUCAUCGAAUAAUAAGGAUGAAUUAACCGAAUAUAAAAGAUGGUAUAAAACCAAUAAACCAAAAUGGAUUAAUGCAUUACUUAAGAACAAUUUGAGUAAAGACGCCAUUGUCUUAAGUGAGAAGUAUCGUGAUUUCAAUUCAUUAGCCUUGAUUUUGGAAUUCGAAAGAUCAAACAUCAUUGAGAAAUACGGGGCUAAUAGUAAAGAACAUAAUGAAUUAAUUAAAAAGUAUGGACAAUAUUUUGAAACAUUUGAAUAUGAUUUUGCAUCCAGUUUAUAUGAUUAUUACUUGACGGAAGAUAAGAUUCAACCACUAUUAUUGGAUUUCACCAAUUAUAAGAAUUAUCUUAAAUUAUAUUUUGAAAAGAAUCAACAAAAGACGGCAAAAGUAGCCUGGAUUCGUCAAUUAUUGGAUAAAGAAUUUCCUCAAGCAUCUGAAUCCCUCUUGAAAUCAGUCAAAGUGUUGGAAAACUUAGAUAAUAAAGAAUUGAAAUACUCCUUAGCCAAACUUGCUAUAAUCGCAUCUAAGGCUAAAUUAACUGAAGAUGAUAUUGUUGCAGAUAAAUCAGAUGAAAUAUUAAAUGAAUCCGAAGCUAAUUUAGUUCAAAUUAGAGCUCAAAGUAAAUUAUUACAAUCAUUACUUAAGUAUGUGAAUGGGGAAAAGAAAUUAUUGACAUUGGAUUAUAUAUUAAAGAAUCAUUCCAACAAGUUAAUUGAAUUCAGUAUAAGAAAUCAACUUAUUGGAGGAGAAAUUUUCAAUGAUUUUGUUGAAAACAUUCAAGUUUCAAGUUCCAAUUUGAUUAAUUUAUUAACAGUUAUUAAACCAGUUGGUCUGUCCAAUAAGGAAUUUUCAGAAGCAUUAAAAGUUGCAUCAGUCAUCAACAAUGAAAGUAAAUAUAAGUACUUCACUAAUAUUAUCUGGUUAAGAUUAUUGACAAUUACUGAAGAUUGGUCAGUAAUUAGUAAAUUGAAUAGUAAGUUUUCAACUGAUGAACAUAUUAAGGAUAAAAUUAGAAAAACUGUUAUAUUCAAGACUCUCUCAGAGAUAAAAUUAGAUCAUGAUUUAGUUUCCCAAUUGGAUAAAUUGUUGACAACGGGUAAGAUAGAUGAAACUAAUUAUGAGAUUGAUGAAGAGAUUGAAGCAUUUCAUCAAAAGUUAUUAGUUCAACUCAAUGAUUAUAACAAGAAUAAUGAGUUGAAGUUAUGGAUUGAUUCAAUUAAACAAGAAGUUAAGAAUUCAAUAAUAUAGACUAAGUACAUAUACAUAUAGACAUUCGAAUAAUAAAAUUAAUGUUAUUU
Molecule: messenger RNA, 3850 nt
Organism: Scheffersomyces coipomensis
Lineage: Eukaryota; Fungi; Ascomycota; Pichiomycetes; Serinales; Debaryomycetaceae
Exons: 1
Coding region: 192-3800 (1202 amino acids)
Biological process (GO): transcription-dependent tethering of RNA polymerase II gene DNA at nuclear periphery; protein import into nucleus; poly(A)+ mRNA export from nucleus
Cellular component (GO): nuclear pore outer ring
Molecular function (GO): protein binding; structural constituent of nuclear pore
Source: RefSeq, a predicted model, not a curated record